CGUUGUCAGUUCGUCACUAGGUAUUCAAGUAGUUAAUAGUUACUAGCAAAUACGAUCAAUUUGAAACUAGUUACUAGCUAUAAUAUAGGUAGUUUGUAGAUUGUGACAUUCGUUAAUUAUAAAAAUACUGUUUUGUAACGAAAAUAUAAAACUAUUGUUAUUAUUGGUGUGUUAGGGUAUUAAAAAUUACAAUGAGACUAAUUUUUAUCACAGUUUUGGUUUUGUGUUUAUCCAGUGAGUAUACUAUAAAAUGUUCAGGAGAUGAAUUUGUCGAUCCUUUGGAUAUGCUCAAUUAUGAUAGGUCGACAAAAUCAAUGAGAAAAUCUAAACCAAAUACAGUAGUUGAUGAGCCUAUUCAAAAUGACCGUUGUACAAUCUUCCUUACUCGAUUUAUCAACAUAAUGUUAAUAAACACUGGAUUGCCUAGUAUUGAUCAAGUGUCAAAUGAGAAAGAACACAAAAAGCUGAGAUCGCUUGCUUCAGUAACUCUUAGUGUUAAAGAUUUACAAUUAUUAAAAAAUAUGGUCAAUAACAGGGAUAUAGAUUAUACAGAAAUUGAUCGUAUUUUAAAUAGCCUAUUUACUCCACUACCAAUGAACUCCGAUGAAUUUAAAGCAAUAGGCAGCAAUUUUGAAAUAUAUGAUCAGAUUAAGGAAGUGCUGUAUUGGAUUUCAGUUGGUUCUAUUUCAAUUGCUUUACUAUAUAUUAUUUUUCAACAAAUUCGUUAUGUUACCAUUGUAACAUUUAUUUUAUUUAUUAUUUUUGCACUUUCAUUUGCUUCAACCUGGUACACCAUGUACACGAAAGCUGGAAUAAAUCGUGAAGUUCAUUUUGAUAACAUGCCUUCUCAUUGUUAUAAAAAGACAGGCUGGACUACUUUUUCUUGGUUUCAAACUAACAAUUUAGACGAAUGCAAAAAGUACAAAGAAGCCAUCAAAUUGGAUCCUAAAUAUUCUAUUGCUAUAACUGACGUAUUGGCUGAGAUGCUCAGUAAAAUGAUGAUGAAACCAAUAGAAACCUUAGGAGAAUCUAUAUAUGUGUUCAAUAAAUCAGUUUUAAAGGAUAUACCAUAUUGGGCUCAAUUGAUUUUGAUUCCUAUUGUUAUUAUUAUAAUCAUUAAAACAAUAUUUUUAUCAACCGCAUUGUUAGUCGGUCGAAGCUUAAGCAUGAAACACUUAUUUGGAUAUGGCGGUUCAACAAUUGGUCCAGGACCAACCGGCAAUCACCAAAGUAGGACAAAUGAUAGAAUUAACAACAGUUUUCAUCCAGUGACAACAGCACAACACACAACUUCUCAAAUUUCUGAAUUACCAAGAGUCAAUUUUAAUGUAUUUAAUCUAGGUUCAACUGAAAAUACUCAUGUUUCAUUUGAACCAAUUAAUGAUAAAUUUAAAAUAAACUAUAAAAAAAAAAGUAAUUUAAUAGAAAUGCUAAAAAAUAAAGAGAUAGACAGUGUUGAUAGUAAAAGUUUCAAUGGCCUUAGUAAAAAAGCACCUAGACAUAGAACUUUGUCUAUUUGAUUUCAAUUUUUCAAUGCACUAGGUAUGAUAUUUGAUCUAUUUUUUAAUUUAUGAAUAUUUUCCUUUUUGGAUUAUAAUGGUGUUUAUAGAAGUAAAUUUUUGUAUAUAUGUUAAUGUGUUCCAUAGUGCAUCUAUAUAUUUCUAAUGUUGUAGGAUAAUGGAGCUUCCAUUGAAAUACUAUUUAAAAAUUGUUUUCACAUUAUGGACCACUCAAUAAUUUAUAUACUAUGUGUAUUGUGUACAUUAUAAUAUUGUACUU
Molecule: messenger RNA, 1779 nt
Organism: Rhopalosiphum maidis (corn leaf aphid)
Lineage: Eukaryota; Metazoa; Arthropoda; Insecta; Hemiptera; Aphididae
Exons: 6
Coding region: 192-1520 (442 amino acids)
Cellular component (GO): endoplasmic reticulum; membrane
Molecular function (GO): chloride channel activity
Source: RefSeq, a predicted model, not a curated record